Podarcis muralis (Common wall lizard) is the source of this 8977-nucleotide messenger RNA. The record is from RefSeq and is a predicted model, not a curated record. NCBI's taxonomy places the organism in Eukaryota, Metazoa, Chordata, Lepidosauria, Squamata, Lacertidae.
GGAGGAGGCGGCGGCGGCAGCGGGGAAGGCGGCGGAGGAGGGAGGGGGCCGUGGCCAGCCCAUCUUGCUGGGCGAUGGGCCUGGGCUACGCAGCGGGGUGAGGAGGGUACGACCUGGGUCGGAUAAGACAUUUUCAAAGUGUUCACUAUGGUCCGAGAAAGAAAAUGUAUAUUGUGUCACAUCAUAUACAGCUCAAAAAAGGAGAUGGAUGAGCACAUGAGAAGUAUGCUUCACCACAGGGAACUUGAAAAUCUGAAAGGGAGGGACAGCAAUCAUGAGUGCCAGGUGUGCAGGGUGACAGUGGUGGGCUUGUCGGCGUAUGCCAAGCACAUCUCCAGCCAGCUGCACAAAGACAACAUCGAAGCCCACGAUGGAGAAGAAGGGAAAGAAGAGACUAACGAAGAAUACUUUGACAAGGAACUCAUCCAGCUAAUUAAACAAAGAAAUGAGCAGAACCGGGCAGGUGAAGUGUGCCGUGUGAACCAUGAAACAGAAAACAAUGACAGGAGAUUACAAAGAAGACAAGAUGAAAGAACUUAUCAAGACCGAGACACUUACGAUUCAUCAACAAGAUAUCAUUGUGGACCAUCGCAGAGGGAGUGGAACUGGGAAGGUGAUGGUUUCUUAAAUCCCAGACAAGGCCAAUUCACACAUCCUGCAAGGAAUCCUAAGAAUGCAAACAGGCAUCUGAACAAGCAAAGAGGACGACCUGGGUGGCAUCAAAAUAAUACUGGAGUGUCUCCAAAUCGCUAUCAUAACUAUGGCAAUAAUGGAGGUGCUUGGCAUCAGAAUGCCAGAGGAGGAAUACCAGGAUGGCACCAUGGCAGCAGGGGAAGAAGUUCCAAGUGGAAUUCUGAAGGAGAAAAUACAUUUUCUUACUGGCAAGCCAAAAAUUCAGGUGGAAACUGGAAGCCUGGUCGACAAAACGGAAGGGGGUGGAAUUUAGGAAGAAGCAGGGCUCCAAACAAUAGUUCCCAGUUAGAUAGUGUGGAUGCUUCCUGGUUAAAAAGCAAAAAUGCGCAGGAUAAAUACAAUAUAGAAAGAUAUGCAUGGCAGUGGCAGGACAGUAGUUCUGGGGUGCCUUAUAUGGGCCUUGCUAAUGAAAAUGACAACACGGAUUGUGAUUUGGAUUUCACUAGUGAUCAGCUUCCUUCAGAUGGGUUACUAAACUUUGGUGUUUCUGAGCAACCAGAGAGCAAGACCUCCAAAGUCAAUGGAAAGAGCAACAGCCCUUCCCGAGAAAAAACAAAUCGCUGGGCUCCAUAUCCCUCUCUAAAAACAAUAGAACAGCAGCCACUGUGUGAUGAGAAUGUAGCUACAACUCCAGAGAAAGCAGAGUCCGGUCGCCUGUCAUGCUCUCCAUUGUCUCCAAAAUGCACAGAUCCUAAAACCAAUAACCCCAAACUGAAAAAAUGGGAAGAGACUUAUUCAGCAUCCCCCAAUUACAAAAUGGCAUCCAACAAACUUGUACCAUGUAAGAAGGCAGUAGACUUAAGCAGUGAGAAAAAAUCAGACCAAGCUGAAGGCAAAGGUAACAGGAUGCCAUCUUUGAAGUCCCCACUUCUGGCUAUUCCCGAUAUAAAGCCAUCUUCUCAAAAAAGAAGCCCAAAGAAUCUCUUGAAACAUGUCCAGCUUUUGUUAUCCUCAUCAUCCGGAGAAAGCCAGAGCCAACUAAAUGCACUAAAUUUAGAUGCUAACAAUUCCUCCUCCUCUGGAUCCAAGCUGAGUAAUGAAUGUAAUGGCCAUAACAGUUUAAAAGGCACCACACAUGUGCGUAGCAGCACUGAAAAUCUAGACGAAGCAUUAAAAAAUGCCAAAGAAGAACUUGAGUAUAGCCAGUCUUUCCAAAACUCUUGCUUGAUACCUUGUAGAGAUACUCAGACUGAUGGGAAUGACAAAUGGAGUACUGAAGGUCCAGGAUUGUCUCUGAAGAUGCAUGAGCCCCAGAUAGAUGGACUGGCGGAUGAGAACUCUGGAGAUGGAACAGGAACCAAAAAUACUCACUCUAAUGCUUUCUCAACUUGUGAUCUUGCUGAACCUGACCAUACGGCAACUAAAAAAGGGGGCUAUCUAUUAGAGUUGAAGAAUACUGAUAACAAAUAUACCAAAUUCCAAAUGGGCUCCCUAUCUCUAUCCAACUUUCAAGAUGACCUAGAUACAGACUUGAAAGCAUCCCUGGAAGAGGAUGGUGACAGAAGCACGACUAAAUCAAAUGAUGCUCCAGAAGAGGAAAGCUAUGCAGUUCAUUCUAAUCACGAGCUGCAGAAAGAUGCAGGAGGGCAGCCCUCUGGCCCUCUUCUUCCUGAACUGAGUAAACUUGGCUUUCCAGCUUCUCUCCAAAGAGACCUAACAUGGCGCACCAACCUGAAGAGCAAAACUGGCUCACAUCUACCUGAGCCUAACCUGAACAGUGCAAGGCGCAUUCGCAACGUCAGUGGCCACCGGAAGAGCGAAGCUGAGAAAGAAUCAGGGCUCAAGCCUACUUUGCGACAGAUUAUUAGCGUGUCUCGAAGAAAUGUAAACUGGGAGCAGGUAAUUCAGCAGGUGACAAAGAAGAAGCAAGAACUUGGCAAAGGUUUACCCAGGUUUGGCAUUGAGAUGGUUCCUCUCAUCCAGAAUGAACAAGAGGAACUUGAGUUGGAUGAAGAAGGUGACCUGACCAGCCUUGAAGGUUUCCACUGGGAAGGGAUAUCCCUAGGCUCCCCUGGGACUGUUAGGAAACGUAGUCUCUCCGAAAGCAGUGUGGCUGUAGAUAAGACCGCCUCUGUUUAUAGUUUUUUCAGCAGUCAAGGCCCAAGCAAAGAAAAUGAACAAAUGAGCUCGGUUGCCAACACUGAGGAUGUAACAUACGGCUCCCAGAUGCUUGCAGUUGCUGUGGCUGGUGUGAAACAAGAGUCUUCUUCCCUUCCCUCCUCACCGUACAUGUCUGACAGGACUGAUUCCAGGGGAAGGAGGCUCAGCCUACAGUCUCCCCCUAAUGUUAACAGACUCACAGCGUUUAGUGCAGGACAAAGCCCAAGAAGCCCUGACUACAGGGCCCAGGCCUUUGAAACUCAAGACAUGCUGGAGAGUCCAGGGGAAAGGUUCUGUAUGGCGUCAGCCCUUGCAGCAUUCAGCACUCUAGAGGCCGCUACAGACAGCAGCUACACAUCGGGCAACGAGCAGAAUGACAGCCAGGGAAUUGGCAAAAAAAGAAGAGCGACCGGAGAGGGAUCCUCUCCUGAAAUUCCAAGUCUAGAAAGAAAGAAUAAAAGAAGAAAGAUUAAAGGCAAAAAAGAGCGUUCGCAGGUAGACCAGUUGUUGUCUAUUUCUCUGAGGGAAGAAGAAUUGAGUAAGUCCUUGCACUGUGUGGAUGGAAGCCUUGUGCCAGCUCGAGCUGCUCUGCAGGCAGCUUAUAUUGAAGUCCAGCGACUGCUUGUACUGAAACAGCAGAUAUCGGUGGAAAUGGGCACUUUGAGAAGCCAAAGAAUUCAGAUCCUGCAGGGAUUGCAAGAAACCUAUGAACCUUCCGAACAGCUGCAGCAACUUCAACCCAGUGGCUCAAAUGUAAAAAGAAACAACAAACUUCAGACAACACAGGAUCUAAUUGCUAAUCCAGGUGGUCUUGUUCCUCUUUUGGAAUCUGCUUCACCUCUCUCUGCCCAGAUACCUGCAGUUCCUUUGGCAGCUCCUGUCCAUGCAAGCACUCCACCUACAUUCCAAAUCACUAGUGGCAUUGGAGCCAUCACAAUCCCUGAUUCAUCUGUUCAAAUCAAGCAAGAACCUGCAUCUCCAAAGCCUAGAGAGGAGAGCAUGAAUAUUCCUGAACAGAGGUUUCCAUGUUCUUCACAGGGAGAAGCUCUGUUUCAGAAUGGGAAUGCGAGCCAACAACCUUUGCUGUACCCAGUUAUCUCUGCUACCAUGUCUUUGUCUGCACUUAUUGAUUUCCAAGAGUCUAAUCAAGAUAUGCAGAAACCUGUUCCAGAUAAGGGAAGGGCCAGGUCUUCCCCCAGCUAUUCACCAUCGCUCUUGGCAGAGAAGGCAGAAGAAAACAAAAUCCCACCAGACAACACAGUUGUAGAACAGUGCAGCAGCUCCUUUCAGAGCCCAACCUUCCCCCCUGAACUGCCUGCGGAUGAAGAUCCCAGACAGGCAACGGAGCAGAUGGCAGUUUCUGCACUGGUCUCCGUGGAGAGCAAAAUGAGCAAGAAAAAGAAGAAGUUGAAGAAGAAGAAAGCACUGCGAGCAGCCCAUGUCCCUGAGAACAGCGAUACAGAGCAGGAUGUAAGUGAAAUGAAGCCUUUAAGGAAAGUCAAGAUGGUAAAGGGGACCAGAGGGGGGAAAGUUACAACAUCCACCCCUCCAAAGCAAGAGGAUGCAGAGGCUGCUCAGGAAGGAAAGCGGAAGAAAGACGAGAAUGAGAGUGACACGUCUCUGGAAUUUGUGGAAGUCCCCAAAUCUCCUCUGGAAGUGGUUGCCAUCAGUUCAUCAGAAUCGGGGGAUGAAAAACCAGACAGCCCUUCUAAGAGGGAUGCGCUGAGUUCCUCAGAGCAGCUUCUGAGAGAGGCGUCUCGGUCUGGCUACGAUGAAGUGAGCUCUACCAGUGAGAUUGGAACAAACUACAAGGAUGGCAUUGGUAGAAGUGUGGCUGAGACUCAAACGUCCAUAUCUUCAAUAAGAGGAUCAAAAAACUCAUCAGAAGUCUCCUCAGAGCCAGGCGAAGAGGAAGAACCUACGGAAGGGGCCUUUGAGGGUCAUUCAGCUUCAGUGAAUGCGAUUCAGAUUUUUGGGAAUUUGUUGUACACCUGCUCAGCAGACAAAACCAUCCAUGCAUAUAACUUGGUGAGCAGGAAGUGUGUUGGUGUCUUUGAAGGGCACACCUCAAAAGUGAACUGCAUCCUGGUGACUCAGACAACAGGGAAGAAUGCAGUGCUCUAUUCGGGCUCCAGUGACCACAAUAUAAAUUGUUACAACAUCAAGACUAGGGAACUUGUGGAUCAAAUUAAAUUGGACGAUCGUAUACUCUGUCUGCACAGUAGAUGGAGAAUUCUUUAUGCCGGACUUGCUAAUGGCAGCGUGGCCACUUUCAAUAUAAAGAAUAACAAACCGCUUGAUAACUUUGAGUGCCAUGCUCCUAGGGCAAUCAGUUGUCUUGCCACAGCUCAGGAAGGAGCACGGAGGUUGCUGAUUGUGGGAUCCUACGAUUGUACAAUCAGUGUGCGAGAUGCCCGGAAUGGUUUGUUGCUUCGAACCCUUGAAGGUCAUAGCAAAACGGUGCUCUGUAUGAAGGUUGUGAAUGAUCUGGUCUUCAGUGGUUCCAGUGACCAGUCUGUCCAUGCCCACAAUAUACAUACUGGAGAGCUGGUGCGGAUUUAUAAAGGACACAACCAUGCAGUGACAGUUGUGAACAUCCUGGGUAAAGUGAUGUUAACAGCUUGCCUGGACAAAUGUGUUCGUGUUUAUGAGCUACAGUCCCACGAUCGUUUGCAAGUCUACGGAGGACACUCGGAUAUGAUUAUGUGCAUGACCAUUCACAAGAGCAUGAUCUACACUGGCUGCUACGAUGGUACUAUCCAAGCUGUGCGGCUCAACUUGAUGCAGAAUUAUCGUUGUUGGUGGCACGGGUGUUCACUGAUAUUUGGAGUUGUGGACCACCUGAAACAGCAUUUGUUAAAUGACCAUACAAAUCCAAAUUUUCAAACGCUGAAAUGUCGCUGGAAGAAUUGUGAUGCCUUCUUCACUUCUCGGAAAUGUUCCAAGCAGGAUGCUGUGGGACAUAUUGAAAAACAUGCCGAAGAAGAUAGCAAGGUUGACUCAUGAAGGUGUUUUUGUUUUUUUUGCCUCCCACAUUGGGAAGUACCUUUUAUAUACUGGAAGUAUUCCAUGCCUUGUCCACCUCUUGCCCUCUCCUUUUUCCACCUUCAGUUUAUAUUUGGACUGCAAAAAGGACGUGGGCUGUUUUCUUUUCUUUUCUUUCUUUGCUACAGAGACAGCAUUUUGCUUGCAACUCUAUAGAGAAGGGAUUGAUGAACAGACUCAGACCAAACAAAUUGUUUUAAUUUGUUAGCAGAAACAAACAAAAAAUUCCUGUUAUCCUAUCAAAGAAGUACAUUGUGCACAUCUAAGCCUUUAUUAGUACUCACGUUGGUGCCUAAAAAACACUGUUGAGCCAUCUAUUUUUAUGUUGUACGCAGGAUUGCCCAGGCAUUUUACACUUCUGUCUUUAAACAAUUUAAAUAAAGAAACAACAACUCAGACUAGAAAUACCAACAAAGCAUUCAGCUCUCUAUUUCCUUUCAUUAUAACAUCUUUUGAUGAAAGAUAUUAAUGGGGAAUAUUAGAAGAAAUGGAUUCCUUUUUUAUUUUUGGUUGAUCUUCAGUGGGUUAUCUUAAAUUCCAAAUGCCACAUCGGCGCAGUGAGUUGCCACAGUCCUUGUACCUCUCUGUAUCUGUUACAAAGAGGUUUGUGAUGAGGUGCAAAAUACUGCAUUGCUUAAACAGCAAAAUAGCUGUUUUCUAAACACAUUGGGUGAUAGUUAAUGUUACUCUAACUCUGAAUAGACCUGCUGAAAUCAAUGAAGUAACUUCAGUCCAUUGAUUUCAUUGGGUGCACUCUUAUAACUUAGGGGGUAUUACCGAUUUAAUGGAACUUUUUUGUUAUUUUUAUAUUGAUAAGCACGUUGAUGCAAAAAGACGACUGCAGAUAAUGAUUUCAGCUUUUAAACAUUCGUUAUCUAUAUGUUUGCAUCCAGUGCUUUCUUACCACGUUAAUGGGACUAUGCCCCUGAUUCUUAAGAGCUUGUUUUGUAAAUGGAUGACCUUGUGGUGUUUUUAAAUUGCUGAGUUUUUGGAGUGUCCACUUCUUUCUGUUCAGCAUCCUGUAUUUUCAAUGCAGCUUUUGGAUGGCCAUCGUCUCCUACUAUAAUCUGGUUUUGUUUCUGAUGACUACAUGAUUGAACGUUACCAUGCAACAGAAAAUGCUGUGGGGUAUAAAAUGCAAAAUUGUGAAGUCCAAGGAGCCCAAGCAGAAGCUGAGAGUAUUGUGUGUGUGUGUGUGUGUCUGUGUGUGUGUCUGUGUGUGUGUGUUUUGCCACCGUCUGGUGCAUAAUGACGGAAGUAGCAACCUGAGAAACUAAUGUAGUUUUAAAACAGUAGUCACAAUGCAAAGAAAUGAAAGGUGUGCAUGUGCGUUGGAAAGAAAUGUGCAUAUGCGCAGUGGUGUUUGGGGUUUUUUGAGGCAGCAGUUCCUAGUUUGGUUCAUAAAGUUUGGUCUCAGCCAGUGUUUUUGUUCUCAUUGGCUUCAGUCUUUUUCUGGAUCGUUUCAGAGGAAAACUGGAAUUCUCAAUAACAAUCUAGAGCUGUCUGGCUGUGUAGGUCUUGACUUGUUUCAGUUUUCUUAAUUCAGAUUAUGCAUACAUAUUAAAAGAGCAAUGUGUGUUUGAAAUCAGCAUUUAAAAAGUGAAAGUUAAUGCUCCCAUAGGGAAAGUGUUCUCAGCAGCUUGGUGUAAGACAGGCAUCCCCAACCUUCAGCCCUCCAGAUGUCUUGGACUAUAAUUCCCAUCAUCCCUGACCACUGUUCCUGCUAGCUAGGGAUCAUGGGAGUUGUAGGCUGAAACAUCUGGAGGGCCGCAGGUUGGGGAUGCCUGGUAUAAGAUAUAGAACAGGCCUACAGCUGGAGAUUGCAUUUCAGCUUGCCAGCUUGCCAAAGAACUUGGAGAUAUUAAGGACUUUUGGAACACACUCCAGUAUUCUUACUGCAUUUUAAGCCUUAGCUUUUUGAUGAGUGAAACAGACCAUCAAAGGAAUAUCACCCCCCCCCACCCCAAUACCUACAAAUCUGGCUUCCAUGAUCUUAAGAAAUUGUGCUAGCAGAGAAGUGAAACAAGUUCUCCCUUUGAAAUCACCAUCUCUGUCUCAAGAUACAGUGUUCUCCUUCUGCCUUUCACACAUGUCCAAACUGUCUUCAAACCAGCUUGCGCUAGGGUUCUGUUGUUGAAGAGGGGAAAACUUUCCAAUGAAUAGUGGUAACCACCUGCAAUCUGUUUGCCGGAGAUUUCUGAGGCGUGUUGUUUUCUCUUGCCAUUUUUGAGAGCUUUUCUCACAAUGAGACCAUCAGAAAUAAAUAAUAAAGUGAGCAGAUUGUUAGCGCAUUCAGUCCAUAGAUGGGAGCACGUAAGUGUGUGUGUGUGUGUGUGUGUGUGUGUUUUAUAAAAAAGGAUUGUUUUUAUAUCUGCCUUAGUUGAAUGUGAUUGGAAUGAAAUUGCAGAGCCAGGGAGAGUGUAAGAAAAUUAUGUGGAGUGCAGUGUUUGUCUUGAGGAUUAGUCAGUGAAUGGAUUUUAAUUUUGCAUCGUCCUCAAAGGUUCUUCUCUUUACUGGAAGAGGAUGGUAACUUUUUUGGCAAAAAUGUAUACUUAAGUGUGUGUGUUUUACUAAAUUGUUGCAAGUGAUGCACAACUUGCACUAUUUACUUACGUUCUUGGUUGUUUUAGUAGAUAAGAGGUAUGUGUGUGUUUUUAAGGUGAAUGUGAAGACAGAUUUUCCUUUAAUCCGUUUUGGGAUGCUUAGAUCAGCCUUCUCCAACAUAGUGCCCUCCAGAUGUGUUGAACUGCAACAUCAGCCCCCAGCCAGAUGGCCAAUGAUCAGGGAUGAUUGUAGUCUAGAACAAGUGGAAAGCACCAUGUUAGGGAAUACUGCCUUAGAUAAUUUUCAAAUUGGUUUAGCAAUAAGGUUGAGUCAUGUCUUAACAAAAGUUGGUUCCAUAUGUUUGUCUUUAUUUGAGAAGAACUGUUCUAAACCAUGCCACAUGUUCAUAAUUUAUUAUAAAACGAUAGACGGUCCCAUUGCUUCAGUUCACUGCAGUAAUUUCUCCCUAGAACUGCAGAGUUUCUUCAUUCAGAUUGUAUUUUUCUUUUUCUUUUUAGUUCAGGAAUAUUUUAGUUUUUUGGUUUGAGGUUCUGUUCUCUUGAGGUUCUUCCUUCAGAUUCUGCCAAAAGCAUGG